This is a messenger RNA of Lotus japonicus, 1174 nucleotides long. RefSeq lists its product as uncharacterized. The coding region runs from base 56 to 1159 and encodes 367 amino acids. The record is from RefSeq and is a predicted model, not a curated record. Lineage: Eukaryota; Viridiplantae; Streptophyta; Magnoliopsida; Fabales; Fabaceae. The transcript is spliced from 7 exons.
UUUUAUCUUCUCCUUGUGUUUGGUGGCUAGCAAUACAAGCCACAGAGUUGACGGAAUGCGACAUACACUAAAAAAAGAUUUGGAGUUGGAGAGACAGUUAAAACUCAUUAACAAGACUCCUAUCAAGAUUAUUCAUACAAAGUCUGGGCAGAUUGUUGAUUGCAUUGAUAUAAGGAAUCAACCAGCCUUUGACCAUCCUUUGCUGCAGAAUCAUAAGUUGCAGAGAAAACCAAGCUUUAAGAGCAUAACGGGAAAAAAUAUUGUCAAUAGUUCUAUUUCCAAACCGGUAUUUGGCCUUGGGAAGAAUCAAUGUCCCACAGGAACUAUUCCGAUUCGAAGGACUACAAAAGAUGAUCUCAUUCGAGGUAAAUCAGUAGUCAAUUAUCUUGACGUGAGACCAAGUUUUCUCGACAUUCAUCAUGCGCAAGUAGUUCUUAAACAAAUUCCUGGAAGCAGUUAUUUUGGAGUUCGUGGAACUAAUAGCAUUUACAAUCCAAGAGUUAACAAGAAUCAAUCAAGUUUGUCUCAUAUGUGGGUUCAAAAUGGAUCAGAAGAUGAUCUAAAUGCAAUUGUCGUUGGGUGGCAAGUGUCUCCAGAUCUCUACGGCGAUGAUCGAACUUAUCUUUUCACAUUCUGGACGUCGUCAGACAACUCGAAGAAGACUGGAUGCUACAAUGUAUUAUGUCCGGGUUUUAUUCAGAUUGACAAAGAAGUCUUCAUCGGAGGAGUUAUUGACAAAACAUCUGUCGACGGUGGACCACAGUUUGAGAUGACGGUUUCUCUAUCACAGGACAACAUAACAAAAAAUUGGUGGGUGAUUAUCAACGAUAUAAACAUUGGAUAUUUUCCAGCAGCUUUAUUCUCCAACUUGAAUUCAGCUUCUCUAUUGGGAUGGGGUGGAAGAACAACUACUCCACAUGGAACUCCUAGUCCUCCAAUGGGAUCAGGACAAUUUCCUGAUGAUCACUUUUCUGAUGGAUGUUAUUUUAAGCAUAUUUCAUAUCAGGAUGAAUCUAGUGAACAUUACGAACCGGAUGAUUAUUUGAUACGUACAUUCACAGACAAACCUAAUUGCUUUGGCGCUAAAUAUUAUGGACAUUGGGAACAAGUUGAAUAUUCUCUCAUAUUUGGUGGACCUGGUGGUGAAUGUGGAAAUUGAUUAAUGUCUUUCUCA